ACCAACUGAGCCCACCCAUGAGACCAUUCCUUGUCACUCGUCUCUUUCAACAGUUUUUAUGAAGAGAGUGAAUCAAGAUCAAGGACAUGAUGAAGGUCCAAGAACUGAAGAAGGUAAAGAGGGGUAGUGUUGAGUCCUCAGAAGAAGAGCUAGAGAGUGGAGAGGAGGAGGAAGGAGACAUCAUUUGCGAGCAUUUUUAUGGUGCAGAAGCUCCACCGGCAAUGCCAUCACCAGAUAAGGAGUUUGCCUGGGAUUUCUUUAACCCUUUUGAUGAGGUGAGGACAGGGAUAGUGAGCAGCUUCAAUGACAGUUCUCAGGAGGAAUUGAGAGCGGUGAGAGAGAAAGAGGGAAUCCCAGACCUGGAAGAAGAUGGUGUGAGAGAUAUGAGUGAGAGAAAGGCUGAGAAUGUAACAAAUGCUGAUGAUGGUGUUGAGGAAAGUAAAAAUAAGAAUACAGAUUUGAGUAUUAAUGGGGAUGACCAUGAUGCUAAUAUAAGCCAAGGUGAAAAGAAUAGUUUCAGAAUUAUUAAGACACCUACAGCUACUAAUGAGAGAGAGUUGUUGGAAGAUCUAAAGGAUGUUGAGGACCAUUUUCUUAGAGCUUAUGAAUCUGGUUUGGAUGUCUGUAGAGUGUUAGAGGCCAACAGAGUUCAGCUGCAAUCUGGUUUGGAGGAAUUAAAAGAGAGCUCGAAUAAACUUAUCCGGUCAAUUACUUGGAGCCGGUAUCCGUUAUCACAUUCUUCAUACUGCAAAAGUCUUGUUUCAUGCAGUUCCAGAAGUUCUUCUACUUGGACUGAAUUAAAGAUUGAUAUGUAUGAUGAUUAUGGGGGGAUGGAAUCUGGAAGCCACUCAUUGAUCCUAGGAAGGUUGUAUGCUUGGGAAAAGAAACUCUAUGAGAAAGUGAAGGUGCUUAAACACAAUUCUAUUAUUGAUCCGAAAACCGGAACUGUUUCUUAA
Molecule: messenger RNA, 956 nt
Organism: Hibiscus syriacus
Lineage: Eukaryota; Viridiplantae; Streptophyta; Magnoliopsida; Malvales; Malvaceae
Product: protein ALTERED PHOSPHATE STARVATION RESPONSE 1-like
Exons: 2
Coding region: 87-956 (289 amino acids)
Source: RefSeq, a predicted model, not a curated record